Thamnophis elegans (Western terrestrial garter snake) is the source of this 551-nucleotide messenger RNA. It is a transcript of the gene MED21, whose product is annotated as mediator complex subunit 21. Gene Ontology annotation, biological process: regulation of transcription by RNA polymerase II. Bases 65 to 496 code for a protein of 143 amino acids. NCBI's taxonomy places the organism in Eukaryota, Metazoa, Chordata, Lepidosauria, Squamata, Natricidae. Gene Ontology annotation, cellular component: mediator complex. The transcript is spliced from 4 exons. Gene Ontology annotation, molecular function: transcription coregulator activity. The record is from RefSeq and is a predicted model, not a curated record.
UUCCGCAUCCAAUAUAAAACGUUCCCAUUGGCUGCUCGCUCUUCCUUCGAAGCGAGGAAGGGAAAUGGCGGACCGUCUAACGCAGCUGCAGGACGCGGUGAAUUCGCUCGCGGAUCAAUUCUGCAAUGCCAUUGGGGUGUUGCAGCAGUGUGCCCCCCCUGCAUCCUUCAGCAACAUACAGACUGCGAUCAACAAAGACCAGCCCUCUAAUCCCAACGAAGAAUACGCCCAGCUUUUUGCUGCAUUAAUUGCAAGAACAGCUAAGGAUAUUGAUGUUUUAAUAGAUUCCUUGCCAAGCGAAGAAUCCACAGCUACGUUACAGGCUGCCAACUUGUAUCGUUUGGAGGAGGAGAAUCACGAGGCGGCCGCCCGUCUCGAAGAAGUGGUCUAUCGGGGAGACUUGCUCUUGGAAAAAAUACAGAGUGCCUUAGCCGACAUCGCCCAGUCCCAGUUAAAGACUCGCAGUGGCACCCGUAGCCAAACUCUCCCGGAAUAACUGUGGCCUGCGGCAAGGCUUCAGCCGUGGCACAGGCGCCACAGAUGUGAUUUGG